GUGCGAGAAAUCCUCCAAGCGUUGGCUUAUGAAAUUUAUCUUUCUGUAUCAGUUGGGUUAGACCUUGCUCCCAAAGGUUGGGAGUUGGAUGAUGCAUGUAUAAUACUACUGAAGUUUAUAGUGUUGACUGAGUUUGUCACUUGAUCUUAACAGGUUUUACAUAUUUCUGGUUUCAAAAUCAUACUAGAUGGAUCUAGAGAUACCAAUAGAGGACCAGUUCUCCAAAUUGCACCCUUCCUUGGCAGAAAACACCAGAAUUGGAAUAGUUGGUGCUGGUCCAAGUGGCUUAUCAGCAGCUUAUGCACUAGCCAGGCUUGGUUAUAAGAACAUCACAGUCUUGGAGAAACAUCAUACGGUUGGUGGCAUGUGUGAAUCAGUAGAAAUUGAAGGAAAAGUUUAUGAUCUGGGUGGGCAAGUUCUUGCAGCAAACAGUGCUCCAGUCAUUUUUCACUUGGCAAGAGAGACAGCCUCUGAACUAGAAGAAUUGGAUUCCCACAAGCUUGCUGUCAUUGAUCAUUCCACUGGAAAAUAUCAAGAUAUUGAAGUUGCUGAUGAUUAUGUAUCAGUUAUGUCACUUACAUUGGAAAUCCAAGAAAAGGUGAAGAAUUGUAAUCGUAUUGGGGUCCAUGCUGUUAGUGACAUUGCUUCAGACUUAACUCCAGAAUAUCUUAAGCAUCAUGGACUCAAAUCUGUUCCCAAAUCUGUAGCUUAUGGUUACACUGCUUCAGGAUAUGGAUUUACUCAAGACAUGCCUUAUGCCUACCUGCAUGAAUUUACUAGAACGUCCAUGGCUGGAAAAAUUCGACGAUUCAAAAAUGGAUAUACUAGUCUGUGGCAGAAGAUUGCUGAAUCGCUUCCCUUAAAACUUUGCUGUAACACUGAAGUAUUGGCAAUCAGGAGGAACUCUGAUGGUGUCACUGUUAAGACCAAGAGCUUAAAUAAAGUUGAAACUCUGGAAUUUGAUAAGAUAAUAAUCUCGGGCUCAUUUCCAUUAAAAUAUGGAAGGACUUACAGAUCAUUUCCUUCAACUUGCAUAGAGCGUGAAACAGAAGUAAUGGAUGCAAGUGACCUUGAAAAGGAAUUGUUCAGCAAAGUAGAGACAAAUGACUACUACACCACUGUUAUAAAGAUUAACGGGCUAGAACAUUUACCUGUUGGAUUUUACUAUUUUGGUGAAUAUAUGGAAGAUCCCAGCACAAUAGGACAUCCAGUUGCAAUGCAAAAAUUUUAUGCUGGCUCUAACAUAUUCUUAUUCUGGUCCUAUGGCAACUCUGUUGAUAUUAAGGGACAAGCAGUCACGGAGCUUGCGAUCAAGACAAUAGAAGCCAUGGGAGGAGAAGUUGAGAAUGUCAUUCUUCAACGCCGCUUUAUGUACUUUCCUCAUGUUGGUAGCCAAGAUAUGAAAGAUGGGUUUUAUGAAAAGUUGGAAUCAAAGCUUCAAGGAUCAAGAAAUACUUACUAUGUAGGUGGACUCAUGGCUUUCGAGCUAACAGAGAGAAAUUCAUCUUAUGCCAUGGCUCUGAUCUGCAAGAACUUUGCACAUAGCAAUGAUUUGCCAAUAUUUCCUUACACUAAGAAUCUGUUUCCCUUGCAAACUGAGUGCCAGAAAAAGAACCCUAAAGAAUUAGGUGAAUUGGAAGAAGUGCAAUUUCCUAAUUUGCCUACUUUGAAUAGCUACUUAAAGCACUGGGGAACUCAUCCAAUCACUCAAAACAGGAUUCUGUAUUCUUGGAUUAAUGAAGAAGGGGCUCCAGUAAGCCAAAGGACCUACAGAGAACUGUGUUUUAAUUCUUCUUGCAUUGCUCAUAAGCUUGUAACAAGCCAAAAGCCGGUUAUAAAGCCAGGUGACAAGGUUCUUCUGGUUUAUGUCCCCGGUUUGGAUUUUAUUGAUGCCUUCUUUGGAUGCCUAAGAGCUAAAGUCAUACCAGUCCCAAUUCUUCCUCCAGAUCCCAUGCAAAGAAAUGGACAAUCACUAAAGCAAAUUGAAAAUAUUGCCAAGUCAUGUAGCAUUGUGGCAAUUUUAUCAACAGUUGCUUAUCACUCAGCAGUCCGUGCAGGUUCGUUGAAAAAUUUAAUCUCAUUCGUUGGAAAAAAUGAGAAAUCUUUGGCUCGGUGGCCCAAUCUUCCAUGGUUGCACACUGAUACAUGGGUCAAGAAGUCCAAAAGUAUGGUUUUGGAACAUCUUGAUGAACAAGGUGAACCUGAGCCAGGUGAUAUAUGUUUCUUGCAAUUUACCUCUGGUUCAACUAGUGAUGCUAAAGGAGUCAUGAUCACUCAUGGUGGGCUAAUUCACAAUGUAAAGCUGAUGCGAAGGAGAUACAAGAGCACCUCAAGGACAAUGCUAGUAAGCUGGCUUCCUCAGUAUCAUGACAUGGGACUGAUUGGGGGACUUUUUACAUCUCUUGUUAGUGGUGGUUCUGCAGUAUUGUUUUCGCCAAUGACAUUUAUCAAGAAACCACUCUUAUGGCUUGAAGUUAUGAGCAAGUACCGAGCAACUCAUAGUGCUGGCCCCAACUUUGCCUUUGAGUUAAUGAUUCGAAGAUUGGAGUCUGACAAGGAUAAGCUUCAUAAUUUAGACCUCUCAUCCUUGACUUUUCUUAUGGUUGCUGCUGAACCAGUGAGACAGAAGACCCUGAAAAGAUUUGUUGAGCUAACCAGUCCGUUUGGCUUAUCUGAAAAGGUGAUGGCGCCUGGAUAUGGUUUAGCAGAAAAUUGUGUGUUUGUCUGUUGUGCAUAUGGAGAAGGUAAGCCGAUCAUUUUGGAUUGGCAGGGAAGAGUUUGUUGUGGUUAUGUUAAUCAUGAGGAUGCAGAUAUUGACAUUAGAAUAGUUGAUCCAGAAACUCUUGAAGAGCUUCAGGAAGAUGGAAAGGAGGGAGAAAUCUGGAUUAGUAGUCCAAGUGCAGGAAUAGGAUACUGGGGAAGGGAAGAGUUGAGUCUAAAAACUUUCAGGAAUGAACUUCAGAACCUUCCUGGUCGUAGCUACACAAGAACUGGAGACUUGGGACGAAUAAUUGAUCAGAAAUUAUUCAUCACUGGAAGAAUCAAAGAUCUUAUCAUUGUUGCUGGAAGAAAUAUUUACUCAGCGGAUGUUGAGAAGACAGUUGAGACUUCGUCUGACAUUCUUCGUCCUGGUUGCUGUGCUGUCGUUGGAGUUCCUGAGGAAAUUUUAUCAGCAAAGGGGAUUUCCACCCCAGAUGGCUCUGAUCAGGUAGGCUUAGUCGUGAUUGCAGAAGUAAGGGAUGGUAAGCCAGUCACCAAAGAUGUGAUUGAGAAAAUUAAGACUCGUGUGAUGGAAGAACAUGGAGUUAAUGUUGCUUCCGUCAAGUUGAUCAAGCCCAGAACCAUCAGCAAAACAACUUCAGGAAAAAUCAAGAGGUUUGAAUGUGUCAAACAGUUCAGUGAUGAAACACUGAACUUGAUACCAAUAGGUCCAACACCUGUUUUGAGAAAGAAGUCGUUGUUAAGUUCGUUUACUACAGGAAUGUUGAGAGAAGGAAAAACACCGGGGCCACUUGCACCAAGGAAAAGGAUCAGUAAGAAUGAAAUUGUAGAGUUCUUGAAAGGGCUAAUAUCUGAGCAGACUGGAAUCUCAGUCAACAACAUCUCAAUCACAGACAACUUGACCUCAUAUGGAAUUGACUCAAUUGGAGUGGUUAAAGCAACUCAAAAACUCUCAGAUUUCUUAGCAACUCCGAUUUCAGCCAUAGAUGUUUUCACUGCAUCCUGCAUUCUAGAAUUGGCUAACUUCUGUGAAGAUCUUCUAUCAAAGUCUCAGCCUCAACUUACUAGCAAUUCAUCCAAUGUUCCAGAAGCUCAGAAUGGUUCCACUGAAUUUAAUGUGGAGGUAUCCAAGUCUUGGUGGUUUGGUAUCCGUGUACUUCAAUUCCUAUCUCUUAUUUAUAUUUCUAUCAUUCUGGUUUCUCCUGCAUAUCUAUCCGUCACUACUUAUCUCAAUUUCACCUUAAGUGCCAGUAAAUGGAUAAAUGGAUUUCCAUGGCUACAUUACUUAAUUUCCCUGACUUUUGCACCUGUUGCUUGGAUUCUUUGCAUGGCUUCUACUUGCAUUUGCAUAUCAUUAUUUGGAAGCUCUUUCUUGGGGCCAAACUAUGACCCUACCUCUGAAAUUUCCAUAUAUUCAAUGGAUUUUGUCAAGUGGUGGACACUGUAUAAGGCCCAAGAAAUUUCUUCUAGAGUUCUGGCGGUACACCUCAGAGGAACAGUGUUUCUGAAAUGCUGGUUUGAGAUGCUGGGCGCAAGGAUCGGAUCAUCAGUUUUACUUGACACGGUUGACAUCACUGACCCAUCUUUGGUGUCAAUUGGAGAUGAAGUUACCAUCGCUGAAGGUGUUUUGGUUCAAAGCCACGAGGUAAAGAAUGGAAUUUUACGUUUCCAUCCUAUUAGGAUUGGCAAAUGUUCUUCUAUUGGACCUUAUGCUGUUAUCCAAAAGGGAAGUGUCAUUGAAGAAGGUGCUGAGAUACAGGCCUUGCAAAAGGUUGGACCAGACCAACAUGUGUUCAAACCUGCAAAGCUUGAUAAUGGUAUUAAGAAAACAGAGCUCUCUGUUAAUAUCAGAAAAACUCAAUAUGAUAUUAUCAACCACUUUAUGGGAAUCUAUCUUGUUGGCUUUCUCAGCUCCCUUGCUGCGAUCAUUUCCUACUUCUUAUAUACCAGAUUCUCCAACCAACCUCUAUCACCCCAACACUUUUCCUUUGUUUGCAUUGGUGGGGCCUUCCAUUGGAUCCCGUUUACAAUCGUUGCGUAUGCUACCAUGUUUUCUGAAGUCUCAUCAAACCCAAUCACUUUUGCCAUUUCAUUUACCAGCGCCUAUUUGCUUCAUGGUUUCAUACUCAUCAUUCUCACCACUGCUUUUACUCGUCUCCUCAAAACUAGUCAAAACCAAACACAAUUUAAAACCUGGCUUCGAUGUCAAGUCACAACUUCCUGCCACCUUAGAUGUGCAAAGCUUCUCUCAGGAACAGAAGCCUUCUGCAUAUAUCUACGCCUUUUGGGUGCCAAAAUCGGUAAGCAUUGUUCCAUCAGAGCCAUCAACUCAGUUUCAUGUCCAGAGUUAAUGUCAAUUGGUUCAGGUGUACAUCUUGGAGAUUUUAGCCGGAUAAUUACAGGGUUUCAUUCUUCAAGCGGAUUUGUCAGUGGAAAAAUUGAGAUUCAGGAUAAUUCGGUUAUUGGGAGUCAAAGUGUAGUCCUACCCGGUUCUCUAGUCCAAAAGAAUGUCAUUCUAGGUGCACUUUCAGUUGCUCAAAUGAAUUCUACCCUCCAAGAGGGUGGUGUCUACAUUGGAUCAAAGUCCCAAGCCGUCAUAAGGAACUCGGUGAAGAAUGCUUGUGAUGAAUGGAUAAAAGAUAUAGACAACAACAUAAGCAAAAAAAAGGUUGUUGAUUUGGCUGCAGGUCUCUACAAAAAUGACUCACAGAAAUUGACCCUGACCAGAACAUGGUUUCAGACAUUCUCAGCACUCUUCACUCAGCCACUGCUACAAACAGUUUUACCUCAUAUGGUGUUGGGUUUAGCAGUCUUUGGUCCCUUGAACUGUGUUCUAUACCUAAAGAGUGCCAAGAAACUUCAAAUAUAUUGGUUGCUUCCAUUGUUUUGGGUUCAGUCAGGGGCCUUAGCAUCAUUGGCAUGUGUGAUAGCCAAAUGGGUUCUUGUGGGAAGGAAGAAAGCAGGUGAAAGAGUGGGUAUAUGGAGUGAAAGGAUCACAUUGGACAGCACAUGGCAGGCCAUUAGAACCUUAGUUGGAGAGUAUUUUAUGGACAUGACAAGUGGGUCAUUUUGGUUUGUGGUGUGGAUGAAGAUGAUGGGUGCAGAUGUGGAUAUGGAAGAUGCAGUUUAUGUAGAUAGCAUGGGAGCCUUAUUGAACCCAGAAAUGGUGAAGAUUGAAAGAAGGGGUUGUGUAGGAAGAGAAGCCUUGUUGUUUGGGCAUGUGUAUGAAGGUGAAGGAGGAAUGGUGAAAUUUGGAGAGAUCAAAAUUGGAGAAGAUGGGUUUGUAGGGAGUAGAGCUGUGGCCAUGCCUGGUGUGCAGUUAGAGAAUGGGAGCAAUCUUUGUUCUUUGUCACUUGCCAUGAAAGAAGAAAUCAUUAGAUCAUGCUGA
Molecule: messenger RNA, 6109 nt
Organism: Vigna unguiculata (cowpea)
Lineage: Eukaryota; Viridiplantae; Streptophyta; Magnoliopsida; Fabales; Fabaceae
Molecular function (GO): oxidoreductase activity
Source: RefSeq, a predicted model, not a curated record